CUUUCUUUGUCGGGCACCGCGGCGUCGAGCGUCGAGCGUGGGCGGCGGGCGCGCCGCGGCGGCGUCGGCGUGUCGGCGGCGCAAGGGCGGCUUUGGCGAAGCCCUGGGCCGCUUGCGGGCGGCGGAUUGACGCUGCGGCGCUGGCGGAACGCGCGGCGCUGCGCACGGCGGUGGGGCCUUUCGGGGCCUAGCCGGAAGCGGGGCGUUUCUGUACGCUUGUUAUGCGUGCGGCGGCAGUAUGAGACGGCCAGAACGUCUCGCGCUGCUGGAUGAGCUGUUGGAGCCGCCAAAGAGAGCCGACAAAAAUGGCUUGCUAGUGUCUAUACAUGCCGCUAGCUGCCUUCGCUUUUGCAGGGGCCAAGCGCAGCCGCUGCGCAGCAUACGUGCCCUCAUUUGACGGCGAGGAGUUCUCUUGCAACGUAUAACUGCGCCGCGCCAGCGAUUUCGACAGGCGCCCAGCCUCUGGCCCGGGCCUCUCCCUGCCUCUGGCCCAGCGAUUUCGACGCCCGGAGACGCGACGUUGCACCAUGCGGUCCGCCCUGCGCCGCGCGACGGCGGCGCGGCGGCGGCGCCACAAGAGCGGCAUGCCCGCGGACUACGCCAUGGUCCCGCCCUUUCCCCGCGGCGGCUGGAACGCGCACCAGCCGCCCUUUCCGGAGAUUGCACCAACGACCCAAUUGACGACGCUGCCGAGCGGCUUGCGGGUCGUCUCCCAGGAGACGCACACCUAUAUGUCAGCUAUCGGCGUCGUGAUUUGUGGUGGAGCGGCCGACGAGAAGGCCCACCUCGGGACUGUGGGCGGCGCGCAGCUCGCGGAAGUGUGCGCGUGGCGAGGGACGAGGAACUCGUCGACGGCCGACGUGCUGAAGCGCGCGGAGGCGUGCGGGGCGUACCUGCACGCGAACGCGCAGCGCGAGCAGACGCUCUACUGUAUUGAUGCUUUGCGAGAUAAGCUCGAGGACGCGACGCAAUUACUUGCGGAGGCGUGCCUGCUGGGUCCGGACCUCGAGGCGCCGGGCGCCAUGGACGAGGUGCGCGAGGGUAUGGAGCUAGCUUUUCUGGACGCGACGCAGGACGCGCGCGUCCGGGAAAACAUCCACGCCGCCGCGUACGGUUCAUCGCCGUUGGGCGCGCCGCUCCUCUGCCCGCCGUCCCAGCUGCACACUUUGUCCCCAAAAACGCUCGCGGACUUCCGCGCCUUGAUCACGCAGCCCCAAUCGCUGGUCGUCGGGGCGGGUGUCGGCCACGACGAACUUAUUGCAUUGGCCGAAAAACACUUCGAGCCGCACCUGCCUCCAUCAACAGCGCCACUGGCGAUCACACAGUCGCCUUACGUGGGCGGGUGCGUCCUGGCCGAGGAGCGGGCCCCGACGCCGUCUGGUUAUGCUGUUGAAGCCACACCUCAAGUGAGGAUUGCCUGCGCCAUGCGCGCGCCCGAAGGAGGGUGGCAUUCGAAGGAUUUGAUCGCUUGUUGUGUGCUCCAAACUCUGUUGGGGGGUGGCGAUUCCUUCUCCGCCGGUGGACCCGGCAAGGGAAUGUACUCUCGCUUAUACAGAGAGGUGCUCAACCGGUACCACUGGGUCGAGGCCUGCGAGGCCUUCGUGUCCAUCCACGAUCGGGAGGGGUUAUUAGGUAUUGUGGGGGCGUGUGCUCCUGCAAGUGCGCAUCACUUGACCGAGGUGCUCAUGUCCAAUCUGUUGCGGUUGGGCCAGCAGCCUGUUGAGAGAUCAGAAUUGGACCGGGCCAAGAACAUGCUCAAGGUCAACGUGUUGACGCAGCUCGAGUCUAGACUGGUGUUAUUCGAAGAUAUUGCGCGGCAGGUCGCGACUUUUGGGAGGCGCCAAACUUUGCAGGAGAUGACGGCGGCCGUCGACGCCGUCACGGAGGAAGAUAUCUUGAGGAUAGGGCAAUACAUGUGCGCGGCGCCUCCAUCCAUGGCGGCGCACGGCGAGGACCUGUCCAGGGUGCCGCCCUACGAGCAGGUGCGGUCCUGGCGGCUCCGGUAGUCUUAAGUGUUUAAUAGCGUUAGUUAAUCGA
Pelagomonas calceolata is the source of this 2037-nucleotide messenger RNA. Lineage: Eukaryota; Pelagophyceae; Pelagomonadales; Pelagomonadaceae. The record is from the annotation of a GenBank genome assembly.